AUGGCUCCUAGUCGGCGACGCCUUGGCCGCACACUCCGUCGUUAUCGUCGUCGCAGUGCCACCAAUGGCAGUAUUAGUAUUCGCUCAACAAAUGGAACUGGACCUUUGCAAGUCAUUAAUGAGAACACUGUCGUAGAACUCACUGAAGAUGAAGCGUUUGACAGCAACUCGCGCUUUGGUUUCUCGCCCACGACGCUGGCAAUUGCAUCACCAAAGAAGCAGAAGAAUAAGAAGAGGAAGACACACAAGAGACGACGCGAAUCUGUUAUCGUUCAAUCCGAGAAGAAACGUUUACAGCACCUGGAAACGCUCCUAGAUGAGCUGGAAACGCAAGUUCAGGAAAAGUGUGACGAGUUGGUGGUGGAUGCAGAGAGACGUGCGCAAGAGCUGGAGGUAGAGCUUAAGAUGCAACUGCUCAUCGUGCCAGCUGCUGUGCGGCAGAUGCCCUGGGAAACCUUCGUAAAGGACUUUGGAGGAGAUUUGCACAAUGCUAUUAGCAGCUUGUCCCAUUCCCAGACGUCUCCUCUGUGUUUAAAGUCUUCUGUAGCUCGACAUGACAUCGUUGAUGCUACGCCAUGCACCGUCGCGGUCCGUGCAAGAAGCGACGAGGAUGGCGACAACGAUACUAGUCACGACUCAGACGAUCACCGCCUGUCGUUGUAUAAGACACCCUUAGAUGGACGUUGGAUGAAGACACUCCCACACACUGUUUUGCGGACGGCACGCAAGGGAGAAACUACGUAUUCAGUUCGAGGUUCCCCUAUCAUUCCCGAUACUGUGGCAAAGGCGCCUGCUGGAUCAUUGAUUGCUACUUUUGAAAAGGGUUUGGAACCAACAACUUGCUUGCGGCUUGAUAGUGAGCGUGUUCUUAACUUAUCUCAGCCAGAAGAAUUGUCAGCAAAGUCGCGCAGAGAGGCUACUACUAAGUUAAAGGCACUUCAGGCCAAGGUCGCACAGUUAUUACGACAGAUCAACCCUUGCGCUCAGUAA
Messenger RNA from Peronospora belbahrii, 990 nucleotides. NCBI's taxonomy places the organism in Eukaryota, Oomycota, Peronosporomycetes, Peronosporales, Peronosporaceae. The record is from the annotation of a GenBank genome assembly.